Messenger RNA from Striga hermonthica, 2049 nucleotides. NCBI's taxonomy places the organism in Eukaryota, Viridiplantae, Streptophyta, Magnoliopsida, Lamiales, Orobanchaceae. The record is from the annotation of a GenBank genome assembly.
AUGAAGGUAACAGUUGAAAGGACCGGCGCCGCCCAAAUCCAGCCCCCUCCCAAACCUCCGCCGCCGUCAGAUCUUCCCCACAGGCCAAGUUUCCCACGCAGGACGCCUAGACGGCGGUUGAAGGCUCCCGGAGCCGGAGUCCGGAUUAGGAGGGAACCCGGAGCCCCGCCCGCGAAACGGGGCAGCCGGCCCGAGACUCCUUUGCUUAGGUGGAAGUUCGAUGAAGGCCGUGGCGACGAUUUCACGGCCGCGGAAGAGGAUAAAUCAGGCACCGAAGCUGGACGGAAGUGCCGGCGGAGGAUUAAGACAGAGGUAUCGGCCAGGAAGCUCGCCGCUGGCCUGUGGCGCCUCUAUACGCCGGAGUUUCAGAUUAAUUUUGGGCAAAGGGUUGGAGGGUUUCAGUCUUCUGGAGUUGGCCAUUUUGGAGGCUCUUUCCAUUGUCAUCAUGUUCAUAGAGUUCAUGGUUCACCAGCUAAGGAUUUGAUGCAUAGUCCGAGAUCCAUGUCUGGUCCAAAGCAUGAGCUUUUCUUUAAUAAGUUGGACCCAUCUUUCCAGUUCCCGAAUCCUGAAAUGGAAGGCGCAACCAAGUGGGACCCCCACGGCUGGAAAGCGUCGAACGAGUCAAACGCUCAAAUAUUCGCCCGCCCCAAAACCCCCCAACGCAACAGGUCCGGCCCCACCACCACUGCCAUUCCUGCCCUGGAGGCAGAGCUCGACCGUGCCCGGGCCCGCAUCGACGAGCUGGAGUCUGAGCGCCGGUCCUCCAAGAAGAAGCUGGAGCAGUUCCUGCGCAAGCUGGGGGAGGAGCGGGCUGCAUGGCGCAGCCGGGAGCACGAGAAGGUGAGGGCAAUCAUGGACGACAUGAAGUCUGAGCUAGCCCGUGAGCGCAAGAACCGGCAGCGGCUCGAGUCAGUCAACUCGAAGCUGGUCAACGAGCUGGCGGAUGCCAGGCUGUCGGCCAAGCACCUCAUGCAGGAGUACGAAAAGGAGCGAAAAGACCGCACACUGAUCGAGGAGGUCUGCGACGAGCUGGCAAAAGAGAUUAGUGAGGACAAGGCUGAGGUGGAGGCCCUCAAACGGGAGUGCACGAGGCUCCGGGAGGAAGUCGAGGAGGAGAGGCGAAUGCUGCAGAUGGCCGAGGUAUGGCGAGAAGAGCGUGUGCAGAUGAAGCUGGUGGAUGCCAAGGUGAUGCUCGAAGAGAAAUACGCAGAGAUGAAUGCUCUGGUCGCGAGCCUUGAAUCAUUCUUGAGUUCGAGCCCACAGGAGAUUGAGAAAGCUGAGUUUCUCGUCCAGGUAGCGAAAUCGUUGAGCAUGCAGGACGUGCGGGAUUUGACGUACGAGCCCCCAAAUACAGAUGACAUCUUCUCUGUGUUGGAAGAUGGAAAUUUCAAUGGGCUGGGCAGCAGGGAAGACGGAACAUGUGGUGGAGAGUACAGCCCAAUCAGCCGGGCUUCGAAGAUCCACACUGUCAGCCCGGAAGUGAAGGUUCUUGCCAAUGAGAGUGGGGGAUUAUUGGAGGAGGAUGCUAGCGAGUGGGAGACUGUGAGCCAUCCGGAGGAUCAGGGGUCGAGCUAUUCACCUGAGGGCAGUGACCCUUCGGUUAAUAGCAGGAAUUUCCGUGCCAGCAGUAGCUCGAGAAAUGGGGCCGAAUGGGAAAAGGAUGGGGCGGGAAGAAUAUUGGAGAUAAGGGAGGUUGACUCGGCCCAAAUGAGGCAGAUCAAGAGGGCCUCGUCUAUAUCUAAGCUGUGGAGGUCCUGUCCAAAUAAUGGAGAUGGCUGUGAUGGAAAGAACGGGAAGCCGUCAAACGGGAGGAUUUCCAACGGGACUGUAUUUUCUCCAAAUAACGGGCUUGGGCUUAGCCCGCAGGACUUUUCGGGUCAGUGGAGCUCGCCCGAUUCGGGUAACCCGCACAUAAAUCAUCGCACGAUGAAAGGGUGCAUUGAAUGGCCGAGAGGUGCCCACAAGAGUAGUCUCAAGACUCGGUUAUUGGAGGCGAGAUUGGAGAGUCAGAAAGUCCAGCUGCGCCAGGUUUUGAAACAGAAGAUUUAG